AAUAUAUAUAUAGAUGGAUGGAGUAGAUGCCAGAGCUGAUCUAAUUAUUACAGUUAAUGGAGAUGAAAUUAAUAGAUCCAGAUAUGAAGACUACUUGAAAUCCAACCUAACAGUAACAGAACAACAUUUCUCUCAGAUCUCAAGAUCUCAGUCCUGGAAACCACAGCAGCAGAUGAACCGUGAAGAAGAUACCCUGGUUCUAGAAUGUUCAGCUAGGAAUGGUGAUCAUAUUCUGGCUAAAGAGGAAGUUACUGUUAAAAGAGAUAAAAGUAACAGUUACGUGUACUCUACAGGAAGACCGGGUCAGUACACAACAGAUAGACCGGGGCUGCACUUGCCUCAUGCUCGAAAGGGACGUUUUUACACAGAUCCACAGGUAGCUCAUGUAAUUCCUAUUUAUAUUUUAUAUACAGAGAGUCCCAAUAAAUACAUUGGAAUUAAGUUGCAAUUUCUAUAUAUAUUAAUUUAUAUACAGAGAGUCCCAAUAAAUAUAUUGGAAUUAAGUUGCAAUUUCUGUAUCUAUAUAUAAAUUUGGCUUGUCUUG
Molecule: messenger RNA, 544 nt
Organism: Eurytemora carolleeae
Lineage: Eukaryota; Metazoa; Arthropoda; Copepoda; Calanoida; Temoridae
Exons: 5
Coding region: 14-529 (171 amino acids)
Source: RefSeq, a predicted model, not a curated record